Cyanidioschyzon merolae strain 10D is the source of this 1329-nucleotide messenger RNA. RefSeq lists its product as hypothetical. NCBI's taxonomy places the organism in Eukaryota, Rhodophyta, Bangiophyceae, Cyanidiales, Cyanidiaceae. The coding region runs from base 1 to 1329 and encodes 442 amino acids. The record is from RefSeq and is a predicted model, not a curated record. The transcript has a single exon.
AUGCGUCCAGCUUUGGAAGCGAGCUCGAGAAGACCUCCAAAGCAAAACGCGGUGCGCGCAGUCGUCAGGCGACCACCACUCGCCGGGCUCGGGCAGCGCCAAAUAGUCGCACCGGCACUGAGGCGGCGAAACCCUCGACAGCGACACGACAUAUCGGCCAGCGACUGGGCACCAAAGCCAUGGCACCGCUUUCUAGCAAAUCAACGGACGCUCAAAAUACCCCCGCGGCGGUUGUCCAAUCACGAAUGGCAGCAGGGGGUUUUCGCGUCGGCCUGUCUCGGAGCGCGCUCCUCGCAAAGCGAAGCUAGACACCUGCGGCUUCCAGAAACCGACCCGACGAAUUUCCGUCGUCCCAUUCGUAAAAACCCCAGGAAUAGCAUGGCACGAGAACCCAAGCUCGUUCCUGCCACGAGAUCCACCGCCCAGUGUAUGAACAACGGCACGCUUUCCUCGGCACGAUACGUUCUCCAUGCGCUACAUCGUGCAAAGCGGUUGCCGUACGUGGCGGCAAGCAUAUGCCUAGCACGCUCUACAAGUUACCGUACGCAAACCUUGCUAGUGCACGAGCAGAUGCUCAGACCGUUCACGCUGACGCGUUCGUGCGCGUCGCCGUGCGGUAAGGACCAACGCCCGUGCUCAGCCAUUUACAGUAAAGUCGCUAUCCAAGCACGCAUACACCGGGUUGCUCGUAAAGACUCGGGCGCGGCCGUUGUCUAUGACUCGAUGUCGUGUGACUCCGUCGCAGCAGGCGCACGCAGCCUAAACGUUCUCAUACCAGUGCACACGGAAAGUUAUAAAGGUUUCCUAUGGAUAUUGACCGAGUCGGAAAAGAAUGAGCGAACACCCGCGCUGCAAUUCGUGAAUACUCGUGUAGCUCGCUCUCUAGAAAGGUCAGCGUUCCAAAACAAGCACCUCAGUCCUGAACGGAUGACGUGCCCUUAUCCGCCAGAUUUCGCGGGGUUGCAGGAUUCGCCCCGCAUGAGCUCGCUUCGCACCUCAUUAUUUUUUCUCUCAUCUCGCGAGCAGGCCAUAUGGAACACCUCGACAGCAGCCCUCAGACCGGUACGCGUGCCCGCACCAGCAGCGCGCUUCUCCAGGCACGAGCGGUGCGCCGGCAACUGCGCGCCGGACGCCUCACGAAGCCAGUCGGUGACGCUAGUCUGUGCUAUUCGGGACAGAUCGUGCGGGCGGGUGUCUUCCAAAGUCACCCGGGUCAGGCAGGUUACCCAAGUGAUCUGUUUUAGCACCACGUAUCGCAUUUCCAGCGUCCACGCUGUCGCUCGGUUCGGACCUCGCGAGCAGCAUCGAAACGCGUUGGCGCUUCGGUGA